Chaetomium strumarium is the source of this 1337-nucleotide messenger RNA. RefSeq lists its product as uncharacterized. Gene Ontology annotation, molecular function: RNA binding. The transcript has 2 exons. Bases 114 to 1289 code for a protein of 391 amino acids. The record is from RefSeq and is a predicted model, not a curated record. Gene Ontology annotation, cellular component: U2 snRNP; U12-type spliceosomal complex; nucleolus. Gene Ontology annotation, biological process: positive regulation of mRNA splicing, via spliceosome. Lineage: Eukaryota; Fungi; Ascomycota; Sordariomycetes; Sordariales; Chaetomiaceae.
AAUCCGGCUCACAAAUUGGGUCUUGCUCCAACGCGGAACCUAGAGUUCAGGCAGGGCAGGCGACCGCAUCAACCCAACAAUCCUAUUUCGCCGUGCCAUAAAUAUCCGCGACCAUGUCAAAGCAUUGGGAACAAAACAAAGAUGCCACCGUCUACGUCGGCAACAUAGACGAGCGCUUCACCCAGGAGCUGCUCUCGGAGCUUAUGACGCAGGUUGGACCGGUGCGUCAGGUGCAUAUGCCCCAAGAUAGGGUUUCGCAAACACACCAGGGCUACGGCUUUGUUGAAUUCGACACGCCCGCUUCGGCCGAGUACGCUGCCAAGGUUCUCAACGGCAUCCGCAUAUGGGGCAAGCCGAUCCGCGUCAACAAGGCGAGCGCCGACAAGCAGAAGACGGUCGACAUUGGCGCAGAACUGUUUAUCAACAAUCUUGAUCCUCAGGUCGACGAGAAGAUCCUCUACGACACCUUCAGCCAGUUCGGCCAGAUUCUGCGCCAGCCCAACAUCGUGCGUGACGAGAACAACAUCUCCAAGGGCUAUGGUUUCGUCAGUUUCGACUCGUUUGAGGCCAGUGAUGCUGCGCUUGCGACCAUGAACGGCCAGUACCUGCUCAGCAAAGCUAUCACUGUCGAGUACGCAUAUAAGAAAGACGGCAAGGGUGAGCGCCAUGGCGACGAGGCGGAGCGCAAGCUGGCCGCCGAAGGCAAGAAACACAACAUUGUUCCCGAACAGCAGCCGUUACCCCCGGCUUUCCACAUGACCGCCCCCGUCGGAGCAGCAGCAGCAGCGGUACCUACCGGCCCAGCCGCUGCUGUUCCCUCCCCUAUUGACGGGGCAGGAGCUAUUCCUCCUGCCGUUAUCCCCCCGGUCGCACCCGUCGCACCCAUCGCUGCGGCUGUGCCUCCAGCAGCUCCGUACGGUGCCAUUCCCGCAGGACCAAGCGGCAUGGGGCGCGCAGGCCCACCACCGCCAGCCUUCGGCGGUCGCCCACCAAUGGGCGUUGGGCUCCCUCCAGCACCGUCCGGUCUCCCCGCGCGCCCUCCACCCAGCCACGCCGGCUUUGGCGGGCCAGUGGGUGGUUUCCAUCAUCCGCCCGCGGGGUUCCCCGGCGGUCCUCAGCCCAGCCCAGGGCAGCCACCGAUGUAUCCCGGCAUGCCGCCAGCGCCGGGUGGUUUCGCUGGCGCCCCGCCUCCAGGCGCACCGGUACCCCCACCCGGCUUUAUGCCGCCGCCUAGUGGUGUUCCACAGGGCUUUGGAGCGCCGCCACCACCUGGAUUCGCUAGGCGUUAGAAUAACUGGGAGAAAAGAAGCGGCGACGAUGUCAUACCUGAAGAUGAA